CCGUUGUAUUGCCUUGUUACUUAUUAAGACGCAAAUUAUUGUUGACUGCCAAUGCUAAGUGCUUGUUCCUAUAAUUCGAAGUAAUCCAUUGUGAGAUUCAUAUUUAAGCCCACUGUUGAGGUUCAUUCAAAAGUAAUUCAAACGAAAAGAGCAGCUGAUUGGCUGCUCUAGCUUGCGUUGACAAGUUGGCAAUGUGAGAGGCCUUUCUUUCUUUUGGGGUCUGAGUAUCUCAUUCCAAAUGAGAGAGAGAAGGGGUGAGGAGGCGUCAUCUUGAAGGUGACACAAUGUAAAAACGAGUGGCAGAGGCAAGCAUUCAGAACUGCAAUUAGAAAAGCAGACGGAGGAAUCUAAUUCUACUGUUCUUUACUUACAAAAGAAGCAAUAUGUAUAAUGACUGACUCACAGAAGUCCAGACACCUAGAAUACCUCUUUUGACAAAAUAAAGGAUCAGAUGUGACCCUUGAUGGUGUAGGGUGGGCAGGAACAUAUAGUUGUCUAGGGAGCGAAACUUCUUCGUGAAGGUUACUGAAGGGAAUGCCGAAUUGAUUGGAAGCUUUCAGAAGUGCAUGGUGAAAGGAUGGUAAGAGUGGAAUCUAGCUUUAUCCAAAAUGAAGCGAAGUCAUGGAUGCAGCUUUAGAGCUAGAUGCGUCACUAGCACAUGCUUAGUUUUAAACUGCUACUUUGUGUGGGAUCUCCAAGAAUGAACCCCUCUUUCAUGGAAGGACUUGAGCAAGUUCCCUUUUUCUUCUGUCAAGAUUAUAUUAGUAUCAAUACAAAAGUUCUUCCUGGAAUCUGGACGAGAUAAAUUAGGAUUAGCCUCAAAUCCCAACUAGUAAAGAUAUUAUGAUCACUUUUAGAAAGUAUUAAGGUGUGGUGUUCUGAAGUUAUUUCUUUUGUUCUAUAGACCAAUUGCUGUAAUUGCAUAUUUGAAAAUAGAAUCCAUGCUUUUUGUUGCUUCAUAGAAAUAUAUUAUGAACCUACAGCUAUUAUUCUUCUCAUUUCUUGGAAUAAGAGAAUCCACAGUAAAAGUAGGUCUCUUUGAGUGUAGAGGACCCCCGAGAGACCGGAAGAAAAAUUAACUAGCUAUGUCUCUCGUUUCUGUCCCUGUGUUGCUCUAUAAGAGCUCCAUCCUUUUUGUUCCGUAUAACCCAAUUCUCCUGCUUAUUAUUUUCUGAGAGCUGUUUACUAGAGGUAGUCAAGAGUGAAUUGCCAUGAAUUAUAAGAAAAGAAGCAGCGACUCCCUUUGUGAGAGGUCUAUGAAGAUGGUGACAAACGUCCUUAGGUUAUCAUCUCUUUCAAUAGCCAGCAUGAGCUUAGGAACCACUGGUCGUUCAGUUUCAGCUCAAAGUCAUAGUGCUAAGGAUUCUUCCAUGAUGGCUGAUGAACCAGUUGUUCCGCAAUUUGCUGGUAGCCGCCGAUCACAAGAGCCGCAGAGCUGGUCCAAGCCCGUUUCAUACUUGGUGGAGCUGGAAGAUGGGAUUGAGUCUGCAUAUGUGUUUCGCGAUGACAAGAACGUCGAUGGUAUGGCUUCCGACUAUAUCGAACGGGUCCACAAGAAGAAUCAACAUUAUUGCCGCGAAGCAUCUGAGGAUUCUCCUAUCAUCUUGCCUCCUCCACCUAGUAUGCUGAAGUACAAUGAAAUAAGGCUUAAUGGAAAGUUCAUAUGGAGCUGGCUCUCCCUCUCCCGCCUUCUCUCUCUCUGUCUCUCUCCCUCCCCCCCUCUCUCUCUCUCUCUGGACCCUGCACAAACAGGGGAGAUCACAGUGUGUGGCUGGCUGUCUUGGCUUUGCUGGUCAGUUGUAUGUAAAUGAUUUGUUCCUAA
Molecule: messenger RNA, 1822 nt
Organism: Syzygium oleosum
Lineage: Eukaryota; Viridiplantae; Streptophyta; Magnoliopsida; Myrtales; Myrtaceae
Exons: 2
Coding region: 1212-1811 (199 amino acids)
Source: RefSeq, a predicted model, not a curated record